AUGUCUAUCAGCUACUGGGAACAAAAAGCACAAAAAGCUAUCGUUCAAACAUGGCCGACGAUCCGGAAUAACUGGCACCUCGGCGUCACCGCGUUUGGUGGACCGCCAGUCCAUUUCAAAAUCUUCCAUGACAAGUUUGUGUUGAAGCUCAAUUGGAUCGAUGAGCUGUUGUACCAGGAGCUCUUCAGCGUCUCGCAAGCUCUAUCGGGCCCAGCAAGCACAAAAAUGCUGUAUUGUAUUAACUUAAUUCACAGCGGCUUAUUUGGGGCCCUGCUUGCCUUUUUCAUUUGGAGUUUGCCUGGAGCUCUGGGUAUGUUUGGUCUUUCCGUCGGCGUCUCCAGCAUAGGGAGUACAUUACCACGUGCAGUUUACGCCUUAUUGUCCGGGCUUAACGCUGCAACUGUUGGGAUUAUCGCCUUAGCAGCAGUGGAACUAUCGAACAAAGCAAUUACAGACAAGCUGACUAGAGUCCUUGUCUUUCUUACCGGUGCCGCCGGAAUGCUAUAUAACGCGCUCUGGUACUUUCCGGUCCUUAUGUUCGCCGCUGGUUUCGCUGCUGUUACACACGACUACCGCUGGCUUCAUCGUCUCGGGCAAGUUGCUAAGCGUAUUUUCAUACGUGCGAGACCAUCAUCGACAGGAUUGGAAAACAAUGCAAUCGAAACAGAUAGCCGCAGGGGCUCCAAUAUUACUGUCCCUGCGCCCCGGGAGCGUGAUCUCACUUCUGGGGGCCUGCCUGAGUCGCGCACCAUACCACAGGAGUAUCGGCUGGACUUCUCAUGGAAAUCCGGAACUGCUAUUAUCACGGCUUUUUCCUUUCCUUCGUUGUCGUAA
Molecule: messenger RNA, 834 nt
Organism: Pochonia chlamydosporia 170
Lineage: Eukaryota; Fungi; Ascomycota; Sordariomycetes; Hypocreales; Clavicipitaceae
Product: chromate transporter
Exons: 4
Coding region: 1-834 (277 amino acids)
Biological process (GO): chromate transport
Molecular function (GO): chromate transmembrane transporter activity
Source: RefSeq, a predicted model, not a curated record